AUGGCUCUCUAUUUUGACCACCGAAUAGAAGCCCCGGACUCUGUCGGGUCUCCUUCGCACAUCCAUUGGCACCCUGUUCAUCCAUUCCUGGUGGUUGCCUCCGUCAGCACGACCUCAGGAGGCAGCGUGGAUAUAUAUCUGGAACAAGGUGAGCAUGUGCCCAAUACCCAUAUGGAGAGGUCGUUCCGGGUCACUUCCCUGUGCUGGCACCCGACGCGCCUGAUCCUGGCUAUUGGCUGGGAGACUGGAGAAGUGACAGUGUUUAAUAAGCAGGACAAGGAGCAGCAUUCGAUCCCCCCGACACACACCACCGACGUCACGGUCCUCAAGUGGAGCCCCAACGGGAACUGCCUCGUGUCAGGGGACAGGCUUGGUGUCCUGCUCUUGUGGAGGUUGGACCAAAGGGGUCGAGUACAAGGGACGCCCCUGCUGAAACACGAUCACGGAAAAACCCUAACUCACUGCAUCUUCCGGCUCCCCCCUCCUGGCGAGGACCUCGUUCAGUUGGCGAAGGCAGCUGUGAGCGGUGAUGAGAGAGCCCUGGACAUGUUUAACUGGAGGAAAAGUGGCUUUGGAAGUUUCCUGAAAAUGGGAUCUCAAGAGGGACUACCAUUCUUUGUCAGCUUGAUGGAUGGGACGGUGCACUACGUGGAUGAGAAAGGCAAGACCACGCGGGUGGCUUCCACAGACAGCUCCGUCCAAACACUCUUCUACAUCGAGGAAAGGGAGGCCCUGGUGGUGGUCACGCAGAACCUGCUGCUGUCUCUGUAUGUAGUGAGGCCUGAGGGCAAAGCCGCGGAAGUGAUGAAGGUCAAGUUGAGUGGGAAGACGGGUCAGCGGGCCGACAUUGCAUUGAUUGAAGGCAGUGUACUUGUGACCGCCAUAGGGGAACCCGUUCUCAGAUUUUGGGAUUUAGAAGGCGGAGAGAAUUACGUGCUGAGUCCAGAGGAGAAGUGUGGUUUCGAAAAAGCUGAGAAUAUAAACUGUGUUUCUUACUGUAAAGCCAAAGGUCUUUUGGCAGCGGGUACCGAUAAGGGGCGAGUAGCCAUGUGGAGAAAGCUGCCAGGCCCCCAGAGCAGCCGAGCGGCAGAGGGCAAGGACAGGUGGACCCUUCAGACCCCUACUGAGCUCGAAGGCAACAUCACACAGAUAAAGUGGGGUUCCCGGAAGAGCCUUCUGGCGGUGAACAACCUCACCUCCGUGGUGAUCCUCAGCGAGCAGGCCAUGUCCUCACACUUCCACCAGCAAGUGGCUGUGGUGCAGAUGUCCCCAAGCUCCCUCAGCGUGUCCUUCCUGUCCACGGGGGUGAUGCACAGCUUGCGCACAGACAUGCACGUCCGCGGGGUGUUCGCCACCAAGGAUGCCAUUGCUGUCUGGAAUGGAAAACAGGUGGUGGUCUUUGAGCCUUCUGGAACCACGUUACGGAAUGCAGGAACCUUCCUGUGUGAAUCUCCGGUGUUAGCCAUGCACGAGGAAAACGUGUACACUGUGGAGCCAAACCGAGUACAAGUUCGAACGUGGCAGGGGACCGUGAAACAGCUCUUACUGUUCUCUGAGGCAGAGGGGAGCCCAUGCUUCCUCGACGUCUGCGGAAAUUUCCUGGUUGUGGGGACAGACCUGGCUCAUUUCAAAAGCUUUGAUCUUUCCCGAAGAGAGGCGAAAGUGCACUGCAGCGACAAGAACCUGGCCUCGCUGAUCCCAGGCGCAGUGGGCAUGGCCUCCCUCAGGUGUAACGCCAGCGGCAGCAAGAUCAGCAUCCUCCUCAGCAAGGCGGACAACAGCCCUGAUUCCAAAAUCUGCUUCUACGAUGUGGAAAUGGACACGGUGACCAUCCUCGACUUCAAGACGGGGCAAAUUGAUCAGAGGGAGACAUUGCCCUUUAAUGGCCAAGAGACCAAGAAGAGCCACGCCUUUGUGGAUGAGAGACUGAUGGAUCUCAUUCCCGUGAACCAUUUCUGGGACCAGAGCGAGCCCAGGCUGUUCGUAUGCGAGGCCGUGCGGGAGGUGCCAGGAGCCCAGCUGCAGCCUGGGGACAAGAAGCCGCCCGCCGAGGACAGCCCAGGCCCCAUGACAGACGUGGUGAUUCUGUCCUUCUUCAUCACGGAGGAGCACGGCUUCUUGCUCCAGGACAGCUUCCCCCGGCCUCCCGCCUACCAGAAUCUUCUGGGGAUCGAAGUGCCUCAUUAUUACUUCACCAGAAAGCCAGGAGAAGCAGACGGAGAAGACCAGGUGGACUCAGGGUGCCCGUGCGUGGGCAGGAGACCCCUGCGAGACUUCGUCGGGCUGGAGGACUGCGAUAAGCCCACUCGGGAUGCCAUGCUUCGUUUCAGCUUCUUCGUUACCAUCGGAGACAUGGAUGAAGCUUUCAAAUCUAUUAAACUCAUCAAAAGUGAGGCAGUCUGGGAGAACAUGGCGCGCAUGUGCGUGAAGACCCAGCGGCUGGACGUCGCCAAGGUGUGCCUGGGAAACAUGGGCCAUGCGCGUGGAGCACGAGCCCUGCGGGAGGCUGAGCAGGAACCAGAGCUGGAGGCCAGGGUGGCCAUGCUGGCCAUACAGCUGGGCAUGCUGGAGGAUGCCGAGCAGCUGUACAGGAAGUGCGGGCGCUAUGACCUCCUGAACAAGCUGUACCAGGCCUCUGACCAGUGGCAGAAGGCCGUGGAGGUCGCGGAGCUCCACGACCGCAUCCACCUGCGUACCACCUACUACAACUAUGCCAGGCACCUUGAGGCCAGCGCUGACCGCGGCCUGGCCCUCAGCUACUAUGAAAAGUCAGACACCCACCGUUUCGAGGUGCCCAGGAUGCUGUCGGAGGACCUGCACUCCCUGGAGCUCUACAUCAAUAAGAUGAAGGACAAGACCCUGUGGAGGUGGUGGGCCCAGUACCUGGAGAGCCAGGCAGAGAUGGACGCGGCGCUGCGCUACUACGAGCUGGCACAGGACUAUUUCUCCCUGGUCCGCAUCUACUGCUUCCAGGGCAACAUUCAGAAGGCUGCUGAGAUAGCCAACGAGAGUGGAAACUGGGCGGCGUCCUAUCACCUGGCCCGCCAGUACGAGAACCAGGAGGAGGUGAGGCAGGCUGUGUACUUCUACUCGCGGGCUCAGGCCUUCAACAACGCCAUCCGCCUGUGCAAGGAGAAUGGCCUGGAUGACCAGCUCAUGAACCUGGCUCUGCUGAGCUCCCCCGAGGACAUGACUGAGGCGGCGCUCUACUACGAGGACAAGGGCGAGCACGUGGACAGGGCGGUCAUGCUGUACCACAAGGCCGGCCACUUCUCCAAGGCCCUGGAGCUGGCCUUCGCCACCCAGCAGUUCGUGGCCCUGCAGCUCAUAGCGGAGGACCUGGACGAGAGGUCGGACCCCGCCCUCCUGGCCCGCUGUUCAGACUUCUUCACUGAGCACAGCCAGUAUGAGAAGGCAGUGCAGCUGCUGCUGGCUGCAAAGAAGUACCACGAAGCCCUGCAGCUUUGCCUGGAGCAGAACAUGACCAUCACCGAGGAGAUGGCCGAGAAGAUGACCGUGUCCAAGGACUCCAAGGACCUGUCGGAAGAGUCUCGGCGCCAGCUGCUGGAGCAGAUCGCCAACUGCUGCAUGCGCCAGGGCAACUACCACCUGGCCACCAAGAAGUACACGCAGGCGGGGAACAAGCUGAAGGCCAUGAGAGCGCUGCUGAAGUCUGGGGACACGGAGAAAAUCGUGUUCUUUGCGGGCGUCUCGAGGCAAAAGGAAAUCUACAUCAUGGCUGCCAACUACCUGCAGUCCCUGGACUGGCGGAAGGAGCCAGAGAUCAUGAAGAACAUCAUCAGCUUCUACACCAAGGGGCGGGCCCUCGACCUGCUGGCCGGCUUUUAUGAUGCCUGUGCCCAGGUGGAGAUCGAUGAGUACCAGAACUACGACAAAGCCCACGGGGCACUGACAGAGGCCUACAAGUGCCUGUCCAAGGCUAAGGCCAAGAGCCCCCUGGAUCAGGAGACCAAGCUGGCUCAGCUGCAGAGCAAGAUGACACUGGUGAAGCGGUUCAUCCAGGCCCAAAGGACAUACACCGAGGACCCCAAGGAGGCGGUCAGGCAGUGCGGGCUGCUCCUGGAGGAGCCAGGGCUGGAGAGCACCAUCCGUGUCGGGGACGUCUGUGGCUUCCUGGUGCAGCACUACCUGCAGGCUGAGGACUUCCAGAUGGCCUACAAGUAUCUGGAGGAGAUGCGGAAGCGAGUGCCCUCUGCCAACAUGUCCUACUACGUGAACCAGCGGACCGUGGAUGCCGUCCACCAGGGCCUGGGCAUCCCUCUGGUGCGCACCGUGCCUGAGUGCGUCCGCCACAACAGCGUGGAGGACCACAAGGAAGUAGACGAGGAGGUGCUGGAGGAGGUGGAGAGCGACCCCUGAUAGCCGCUGCUGCGAGCUCCUCUGGAACUUUCUGGGGUUGGUAGCAAGAGCCUGACUUUCUUGUUGCAAUAUAAACUGGUAUUUGAUGCCCCAGAGCACUGGCUGUCCUGCUUAGAAGGGGCAAUCAUGUGUCCUUCCAGCAUUCCUGGCCCCUGCGGUCCCUUUACUAGGAAGGGAGUUGGCUCAUCUUUUCCAUGACAGUCUCCCAAGUAGAUUGUAAAACCUGAAACGCUAGAAC
This is a messenger RNA of Odobenus rosmarus divergens (Pacific walrus), 4618 nucleotides long. RefSeq names its product intraflagellar transport 140 homolog (Chlamydomonas) (gene IFT140). Gene Ontology annotation, molecular function: protein binding. Lineage: Eukaryota; Metazoa; Chordata; Mammalia; Carnivora; Odobenidae. The transcript has 29 exons. The record is from RefSeq and is a predicted model, not a curated record. The coding region runs from base 1 to 4380 and encodes 1459 amino acids. Gene Ontology annotation, biological process: intraciliary retrograde transport. Gene Ontology annotation, cellular component: axoneme; ciliary basal body; intraciliary transport particle A.